AUGGUGAUGGUAACGGUGACAGUGACGGUAACGAUUACGAUAACGGUAAUAGGGACAGUAAAGGUAAUGGUGACGGUGACAAUAAUGGUCACGAUGAUGGUAAUGGUAACGGAUAACCAUAACGACGAUGACGGUAAUGGUGACAGUAACUGUUGCGAUAACGAUGAUGAUAACAUUGACGGUAGUGAUGACAGUAAUGGUUACGAUAACGGCAACGGUAAAGGUAACGAUAAGAGUAAUAGUGACGGUGACGGUGACAGUAAUAGUGGUGAUAAUGGUGACGGUAACGAUGUUGGUAACGGCGACUGUGACGGUGAUGGCAACAGUGACGAUGACGUCCAAGACCUCAUCGUCACUGUUACCGUCACCGUCUCCGUUACUAACACCAUUAUCACAACUGUUACCAGCAUCAUUACCGUCACCAUCACCAUUUCCGUUAUUGUAACCGUUACUGUCACCAUUACCGUCAAUGUUACCAUCACCAUCAUCGUUACCGUUAUCGCAACAGUUAUUGUCACCAUCACUGUUAUCGUCACUGUCACCAUUAUCGUCAUUGUUACUGUUACUGUUAUCAUAACCGUUAUUGUCACCAUUAUUGUCACCGUCACCAUUACGGUUACUGUUAUCGUUCGCGAUACCGUUACCAUUAUUGUCAUCGUCAUCGUUACCAUUACCAUUACGGUUAUCGCCACCGUUACCGUUACCACCGUGAUUGUUAUCGUAUCCAUUACAAUAACCGUCAUCGUUAUCGUUAUUAUCACUGUUACCGUCAUUGUUACUAUCACCGUUACAGUUACAAUUACUUUUACUAUUACCAUCACUGUUACUGUGGACGUUACCGUUACUAUUACCUUUAUCGUUAUCGUUAUCGUCACCAUAACCGUUACAGUGAUAGUUACUGUUAUCGUUACCGUUACCAUCAUCGUGACCAUUACCAUCACUGUCUCCGUUACCAUUAUCGUAACCAUUACAGUCACCGUUAUUGUCACCGUCACCGUCAUCAUCACUGUCAUCGUUACCAUCACCGAAUAA
Molecule: messenger RNA, 1032 nt
Organism: Vitis vinifera (wine grape)
Lineage: Eukaryota; Viridiplantae; Streptophyta; Magnoliopsida; Vitales; Vitaceae
Product: predicted GPI-anchored protein 54
Exons: 5
Coding region: 1-1032 (343 amino acids)
Source: RefSeq, a predicted model, not a curated record